This is a messenger RNA of Panonychus citri (citrus red mite), 3301 nucleotides long. RefSeq lists its product as uncharacterized. The record is from RefSeq and is a predicted model, not a curated record. Gene Ontology annotation, biological process: transmembrane transport. Lineage: Eukaryota; Metazoa; Arthropoda; Arachnida; Trombidiformes; Tetranychidae. The transcript is spliced from 10 exons. Bases 143 to 3280 code for a protein of 1045 amino acids. Gene Ontology annotation, molecular function: transmembrane transporter activity. Gene Ontology annotation, cellular component: membrane.
GUAGUUAAUCAUAACAAUCAAAAAGAUUCAUCAAUACUGUUUAUAUUUAUCACAAUGUUGUUAGAAUACAAGUUAAUCCCUUUUUCUAGUUUGUAUUCCAUCUCAAUUACUUGAUUACAUGAUAGAAGACAAUUAGUUAAUCAUGUCAACCACAAUGGAAAAUGAUCUGGAAAUAAAUAAAGUGUCAAAUGUUUCUGAUCUAAUUGGAUCUUGGGGACCAUUGCAAAGGAAAAUUUUCAUUCUACUUGGAAUCGUCUACAUUGUCGCUCCGUUCAAUUACCUUGGACUCUCUUAUUAUGCUUUGAAAGAUGAUCUUUGGUGCUCAACAAGUAACGAUACUAAGAUUCACUUGACGGCGGAUAAAUGUUCAUUCAGUGAAUUGGAUUCAUGUUCAUCUUGGGGAUAUUCAUCAGAUCGGAUCACAAUUUCACGAGAAUGGAAUCUAAUCUGUGAAAGGUAUUGGUUAAGGUCAUUUACUCUUUCGGUCUAUGUCUUUGGUUACUUAAUUUCUGGAAUAGUGAUCGGCUAUGUUUCCGAUAGAUUUGGUAGGAAAUUUGCCUUAACAUGUUCAGUUAUCUUGGAGAUAAUCAGUCAACUUGGAAUCAUUUUCACCCAAAAUUUGUACCUUUUCAUUGGAUUCAGAAUAAUUGACGGAAUCGGUGGUUACGGUCGUUAUAUCGUUGCCUUAAUCCUUUGUAUGGAAAAUGUUGGUCCAAACAUAAGAGGCUCAAUGGUGAUUAGCUUUGAAUGGCUUUGGUACUCAUCCACCUACCUGAUGAUAAUUACCUGUUACUAUGUCCUUAAUUACCGUUACAUUUUCAUCGGUAUAACAAUUUACCAAUUGUUAUCUCUAAUUGCGAUCUAUCAUUUGCCAGAAUCGCCUCGAUGGCAGCUCAUUUCUGGAAACAAGGAGGACGCAGGUCGAUUACUGAGACAAUACUCAACCUUUGAUGACGAUACUUUCAGGGAAAAAUUUGAUUCUCUUUGUAACAAUUUAAAUAAUUAUCAGGAACAAAUGAAAGAACAACAAUCAAGUGCUAAUUUUUUCACUCUUUUCAAAUAUAAGCAAACGAGUAAAAUAUUCAUCUGCUUGUCGGUCAUUUGGCUUCUCAGAUCAUUUGUUGAAGACGGAAUUUAUUAUUUAUCCUUCGAUUUAUCCUCAUCAGUAUUCAUCAAUAAUUCAAUAUUCACUGGAUUCGCAGCGAUCACCAAUCUCUACAUGACCUACUCAGUAGACAAGUAUCGUCGUAAGGUCAUGUUAAUUGUUGGAUUAAUCUUGACCACGAUUUCUUUAGGUUUAUCAAUACCUUUCGCAGAUUCUGAUAAAAUGUUUCCAAUGAUUAUUUUCAUAGCCUUGGGCAAUUGUUUCAUCUCCGCAACUUAUUCAGUUAUUUACACCUACACACCGGAAGUAUUUCCAACCCAAAUUCGUAAUGCUGGAGUUGGCAUUUGCUCAUCGAUUGAUAAAAUCGCUUCAAUUUCUGGCACUUUCAUCAACCAAAUUACUGCCUCGUACAAUUUAAAGGUAACCUUAAUUGUCCUAACGAUUCCUGGUGUAAUUGCUGCUGCAUUUACCACUUUAUUACCUGAGACCAAAGGCCAAGAAAUACCCGAUACAAUUGAAGAGAUGAUUAAAAUUAAUUCUGAUAAAAAAACUCAACCAGGAAACAAUUUAAAUCGAGAUUGUUGUAAAUUAAUUGUCUUGAAAAUGUUACAAUCAAGCAAAUCACUUCUUAAUCAUAAUCGGAUUGUUAAUAUUUCUGAUUUAAUUGGUUCCUGGGGACCUUUUCAGAAACGUUUAUUUGCUUUAAUUGGGUUAAUUUAUGUUGUAUCUCCUUUCAACAAUUCAUCAUUGUUUUAUUAUUCAGUUAAAGAUGAUUUAAUUUGUGAGACGAUUAAUGGAUCUCAGAUUAUUUUACAAGAAGAUAAAUGUUCAUUUGUUGAUUUAGAGAAUUGUGAAACUUGGUAUUUCAAUUCGGAUCGGGUGUCGAUCUCUAGUGAGUGGCUGUUAAUCUGUGAACGGUAUUGGUUACGAUCAGUUACCUUAGCCGCUUAUGUUGCUGGUCAAGCAUUUGCUGGAUUUACUAUUGGUCAUCUUUCUGAUAAAUUGGGUCGCAAGUUUGCAAUUAAAUUUUGUAUUUUAAUUGAAAUUAUUUGUGAACUUUUACUUAUAUUUACAAUAAGUUUACCUUUGUUUAUUUGUAUUCGAUUCAUUCAUGGAAUCGGAGGGUUUGGUCGAUCUCUUUGUACGAUUAUUUUGAUGAUGGAAUCGGUUGAUCCUCGUUAUCGAGCUAAGGUCAUGUUCUGGUACGAUUCAUUCUGGCACGGAUCGACCUUGUUUAUGAUCUUUGUUACAUAUUUCGUUGCUUCGUUUCGGUUUAUUUAUAUGAUGACGACGAUUUAUCAAUUUUUUUGUCUCUGGUUGAUCAAAUAUCUUCCUGAAUCACCUCGGUGGCAAUUGGUUUCAGGGAAAACGGAAGAAGCCAAAUUAACCUUGAGGAAAUUUACUUCAAUUCAAAUGGACGAAGAUCAAUUCGAGGAAAAGUUCAACAAGCUGAAAGAAAAUCUCAGUAAAUUUAGUAGAGUCAAAAAACUCGGAAUGUCUUCUCUAUUUUUACACUAUCGAACUACUCGAUUAGUUCUAAUUCUAUGUUUCAUCUGGUUCUUAAGGACAUUUGCUGGUUCUUCUUUACAUUAUUGUACACUCGAUAUUCCUGGUAACAUUUGGCUUAACAAUGCGGUUAUUAGCUCAUUCACAUCAACAUCGGUGCUUCUAAUGACCCUCAGGGCGGACAAUUAUCGACGAAAAGUUUUAUUGGUCACUUUCUUUGCUACGAACGCUGUUUUAUAUGUAUAUUUUGCUUUCUUUUUGUCCCAGUCCACCGCUUCGCUCACUAUUAAGGUCUUUUUUCUAGCCUUCGCUACUUUUUGUAAUGGUGUCCUGCACAAUACACUCUAUGUUUACACACCGGAAGUUUUUCCGACCAGUAUUAGAAACCUCGGAACCGGAGUUUGUACUUUGGCCGCAGAAUUGGCUGCAACUCUUGGACCGUUUAUCAAUCAACUAACUGCACUCACUAGCUUAAAGGUCACUUUCAUUUGGUUAUCAGUACCGUCCACGAUUGCGGCGCUUUCGGUUAUUGUGUUACCUGAGACCAAAGGGGUUGAAAUGCCGGAUACAGUUGAACAAAUGCUUCUCACUCAAUAUGAAGAUGAUUGUCUUGAUAAUAACGACGACGAAGACAGUGAAGAUGAAGCUAAUAUGAAAACUGUUGAAUAAAAGUUUGAAAAACUUUCUUAA